AUGGCGCAGCCCCCGAGUCCAGCAGAUUCGGCCUCGGGGCAGCUUCCUCCAGUCUUACCUCACUUGGCCUCAGCCCUUGGCGCAGCCCACACCGGGAUAGCUGUGUGUGACAUCACCGCGUCAGCUGUGUGUGACAUCACCGCGUCAGCUGUGUGUGACAUCACUGUGUCAGCAGCGGUGUGUGACAUCACCACGUCAGCAGCGGUGUGUGACAUCACCGCGUCAGCAGCUGUGUGUGACAUCACCGCGUCAGCUGUGUGUGACAUCACCGCGUCAGCAGCUGUGUGUGACAUCACCGCGUCAGCAGCUGUGUGUGACAUCACCGCGUCAGCAGCUGUGUGUGACAUCACCGCGUCAGCAGCUGUGUGUGACAUCACCGCGUCAGCAGCGGUGUGUGACAUCACCGCGUCAGCAGCUGUGUGUGACAUCACCGCGUCAGCUGUGUGUGACAUCACCGCGUCAGCUGUGUGUGACAUCACUGUGUCAGCAGCGGUGUGUGACAUCACCACGUCAGCAGCUGUGUGUGACAUCACCGCGUCAGCUGUGUGUGACAUCACCGCAUCAGCUGUGUGUGACAUCACCACGUCAGCAGCGGUGUGUGACAUCACCACGUCAGCAGCGGUGUGUGACAUCACCGCGUCAGCAGCUGUGUGUGACAUCACCGCGUCAGCUGUGUGUGACAUCACCGCGUCAGCAGCUGUGUGUGACAUCACCGCGUCAGCAGCUGUGUGUGACAUCACCGCGUCAGCAGCGGUGUGUGACAUCACCGCGUCAGCAGCUGUGUGUGACAUCACCGCGUCAGCAGCGGUGUGUGACAUCACCGCGUCAGCAGCUGUGUGUGACAUCACCGCGUCAGCAGCUGUGUGUGACAUCACCGCGUCAGCUGUGUGUGACAUCACCGCGUCAGCAGCUGUGUGUGACAUCACCGCGUCAGCUGUGUGUGUGACAUCACCGCGUCAGCAGCUGUGUGUGACAUCACUGUGUCAGCAGCUGUGUGUGACAUCACCACGUCAGCUGUGUGUGACAUCACCGCGUCAGCAGCGGUGUGUGACAUCACCGCGUCAGCAGCGGUGUGUGACAUCACCGCGUCAGCAGCGGUGUGUGACAUCAUUGGGUCAGCUGUGUGUGACAUCACCAUGUCAGCAGCGGUGUGACAUCACCGCGUCAGCAGCUGUGUGUGACAUCACCACGUCAGCAGCGGUGUGUGACAUCACCGCGUCAGCAGCUGUGUGUGACAUCACCGCGUCAGCAGCGGUGUGUGACAUCACCGCGUCAGCAGCUGUGUGUGACAUCACCGCGUCAGCAGCUGUGUGUGACAUCACCGCGUCAGCAGCUGUGUGUGACAUCACCGCGUCAGCAGCGGUGUGUGACAUCACCGCGUCAGCAGCUGUGUGUGACAUCACCGCGUCAGCAGCGGUGUGUGACAUCACCGCGUCAGCAGCUGAACUCGAUCAGCUGCUCUGGAAUGUGCCUCCUGCCUCAAUCCGCACAGGCACCCUCCAGCCCGGCCCAGGACCGGGCGGGGGAGCUUCCUCCCGGCCCCUGUGCGCAGCCCCCAGCCAGCCGCUGCCUGCCAGCGCCAGGGCAUCAGCUCCCUGCCUGGCCUGCGUCAUCGCCAUGGUGACAGGUGCAGAGCCCGCGCAGCGGCUCCUCCGGCGCCGUGCAGGCGGCCAGGCCGUGGCCCUGUUUUGCCUCACUCGCUGGCCACUGGCGCUGGCUGGUGCGAGCUGGCUGCCCCGCGCUGCCCACAUCUGUGACCUGUGGCCUGGCCAGCACCCAGUGCCUGAGGCCCAGCGAGCACUGUGCCUCCCGAGGCCGUGGCCGGGGGUCGAGGGUUCCAGCUGUCACUGGAAGCAGCAGGGCCGCGUCUGGUGUGGGCCCGGGGCCCUGCAGAUCCCCGAGGAGGACGGCAGCAGGCUCUGA
Molecule: messenger RNA, 1923 nt
Organism: Dipodomys spectabilis (banner-tailed kangaroo rat)
Lineage: Eukaryota; Metazoa; Chordata; Mammalia; Rodentia; Heteromyidae
Product: ice-structuring glycoprotein-like
Exons: 4
Coding region: 1-1923 (640 amino acids)
Source: RefSeq, a predicted model, not a curated record